UCUUCAUCUCUCUUUCUCUCUCUUUCUUUCUUCAGCUUAUUGUUCACAGUAGGGUUGCAGCAGAUAAACGCCACCACUUCACUGCUCUCACCAGUCUCUCUCUCUCUCACAACACUAAACCAAGCCGGUCUAACCAAACUCUCUCUCUCUUUCAAAGCUUCAUCUCCCUCGCAAUGGGCGCCUCUCUCCCUCCCAAAGAGGCUAACCUCUUUAAACUCAUCGUCAAAUCAUAUGAAACUAAACAAUAUAAGAAGGGAUUGAAGGCAGCCGAUGCUAUACUGAAAAAGUUUCCAGAUCAUGGAGAAACGCUAUCCAUGAAGGGGUUGACAUUGAAUUGCAUGGACCGCAAGUCUGAAGCAUAUGAGCUUGUCCGUGUGGGAGUGAAGAAUGACAUCAAGAGUCAUGUUUGCUGGCAUGUCUAUGGUCUCUUGUAUCGGUCUGACAGAGAAUAUAGAGAGGCAAUCAAAUGCUAUAGGAAUGCAUUGAGAAUAGAUCCAGACAAUAUUGAAAUACUGCGGGACCUGUCCCUGUUGCAGGCACAGAUGCGGGAUCUGGCAGGAUUUGUUGAGACUAGACAACAACUUCUGACUUUGAAACCAAAUCAUCGCAUGAACUGGAUUGGGUUUGCAGUUGCCCAUCAUUUAAACUCCAAUGGUUCCAAAGCAGUUGAAAUUCUAGAAGCGUAUGAGGGGACUCUUGAAGACGAUUAUCCUCCUGAUAACGAACGUUGUGAGCAUGGUGAAAUGCUGUUGUACAAGAUAUCUUUGUUAGAAGAGUGUGGCUCCCUUAAGAGAGCUCUUGAGGAGUUGCACAAGAAAGAGUUAAAAAUUGUUGACAAAUUGGCUUACAAAGAGCAAGAGGUUUCUCUUUUAGUGAAGCUUGGUCUCCUAGAAGAAGCUGCUAAGUUGUACAGGGUGUUACUCUCCAUGAAUCCCGACAAUUAUAAAUAUUAUGAAGGCCUGCAAAAAUGUGUUGGGCUGUAUUCUGAAAAUGGAAACUAUUCUUCUGAUGAAAUUGACCAAUUAGAUUCCUUAUACGAAUCCCUUGGGCAGCAAUACACUUGGUCAUCUGCUGUGAAGAGAAUUCCGCUUGAUUUUCUACAAGGUGACAAGUUUAGGGAAGCUGCAUUCAAUUAUAUUAGGCCCCUCCUAACCAAGGGAGUUCCUUCAUUGUUCUCUGAUCUUUCUCCUUUAUACGGUCAACCUGGCAAGGCAGACAUUCUUGAGCAUCUUAUUCUUGAGUUGGAGCAUUCAAUUAGGACAACUGGGAGAUGCCCUGGGAGGGAAGAAAAAGAGCCCCCUUCAACACUUAUGUGGACUUUGUUCUUCUUAGCUCAGCAUUAUGACAGGCGAGGCCAAUAUGAUGUUGCUCUGUCAAAAAUAGAUGAGGCUAUAGAACACACUCCUACUGUGAUUGAUUUGUACUCGGUCAAGAGUCGGAUAUUGAAGCAUGCGGGUGAUUUGGCUGCGGCUGCUGCAUUGGCAGAUGAAGCUAGGUGUAUGGAUCUUGCAGAUAGAUAUGUAAAUAGUGAAUGUGUAAAGCGUAUGCUACAAGCUGAUCAGGUGGCUUUGGCAGAAAAAACUGCUGUAUUAUUCACAAAAGAUGGAGAUCAACACAACAACCUUCAUGACAUGCAGUGCAUGUGGUAUGAACUUGCUUCUGGUGAAAGCUACUUCCGCCAAUGUGAUCUUGGGCGGUCUUUGAAGAAAUUUUUAGCUGUGGAGAAGCACUACGCUGAUAUUACUGAAGAUCAAUUUGACUUCCAUUCUUAUUGCUUAAGGAAAAUGACUCUACGUGCCUAUGUGGAGAUGCUCAAAUUUCAAGAUCGGUUGCAUUCACAUGCUUAUUUUCACAAAGCUGCAGUCGGAGCUAUCAGAUGCUAUAUAAAAUUGUAUGAUUCUCCUCCGAAGUCAACCAAUGAAGAAGAUGAUGAUAAGGCGAACUUGCUUCCUUCUCAGAAAAAGAAACUGAAGCAAAAACAGCGUAAGGCUGAAGCCCGAGCUAAAAAAGAGGCAGAGAUAAAAAAUGAAGAAUCUAGUUCUAGUGGUGUCUCCAAGUCUGGCAAACGACAUGUGAAACCUGUUGAUCCAGAUCCACACGGAGAGAAGCUGUUGCAGGUUGAAGAUCCAUUGUUGGAAGCUACAAAAUACUUGAAAUUGCUUCUGAAGAACUCGCCUGAUUCUUUGGAAACACACUUGCUUUCUUUUGAAGUAAAUAUAAGAAAGCAGAAGAUUCUGCUUGCCUUUCAGGCUGUAAAGCAAUUGUUAAGGUUGGAUGCUGAGAAUCCCGAAUCACAUUGCUGCUUGAUUAGAUUCUUCCAUACAGUAGACUUGAUGAGUGCUCCUGUGACUGAUGCUGAGAAACUCAUUUGGAGUGUCCUAGAAGCAGAGCGGCCGGCUAUCAGUCAAUUGCAGGACAAAUCUCUGAUUGAGGCGAACAAGUUUUUCCUUCAUAAACAUGAAGAUUCGUUGAUGCAUAGAGUUGCAGCUGCAGAAAUGCUAUAUGUACUUGAACCUAGCAAAAAAUCUGAAGCUAUUAAAUUAAUUGAAGAUACAACCAACAACUUGGUUCCAACUAAUGGAGCACUUGGACCAGUCAAGGAAUGGAAACUCAAAGACUGCAUUGCAGUCCACAAUCUCCUUAAAAAUGUUCUUGCAGACCAAGAUGCUGCAUUGAGAUGGAAAGUGCGUUGUGCUGAGUAUUUCCCAUAUUCAACCUUUUUUGAAGGCAACUGUGCUGGCAAGUCCACCAUAGCGCACAAUGAAACAUUAGUAAACCCUGAAAAUGGUGGUGCAAUCCAUAAUGGAGUUAAUCAAAGUGCAGAUGCCAUUGCAUCAAAUGGAAAACUCGAGGCAUUCAAGGACCUGACAAUUGGAACAUAAUGUUGAAUGCAUUUAGAAUCUGACAUACCUGCAAUUCCAGCAUAUGUUGAGUGGUUAAUCAUAUAUAACUAAGGUGCAGCUCAAAGAUAUACCCAGAGGAGAACAGUCUGCUGCUAUUGGAGGAUCAUUCUGAGGUCUUGUUUGAGUCACCAAUCCUUUCUACCUAUUGCACUAGGAUUAAAUUUUCGUUUUUCUACUUGGCCUGAUAGUGAAUUGCAUUCCUUCGCAAAUGUGUAUAAUUUCUUUUUAUUGUGUUUUAGGUUUGAUAUCUUUAUUUACUCACUAUUUGGUGAGAUCCUAUAGAUCCUAGAGAAACGAUGGCUCCAUGGUUUUGCACCAAUACUUAAGCUUAUUCUGUGUUUUAGGGCUACGGGGAAGCAUUAUAGAUUUUUUUUUCUCUCUUUUCGGGCCCAACAAUGGGUCAAAUUAGAACAAAAGCUGGUAGAUCUGAUUUUCAGAGCAUGUUGUACUUUUCCCAUUUCAUUAACCGUUUAUCAUGUAUAAACAUUACAUUGUGAAAAAUUUUGCGAAUGAAUUCAUGUCAAGCCACAAUAAUCAGUUUUGGUGUUGCUUGUAAUUUUA
Messenger RNA from Pistacia vera, 3464 nucleotides. Its product is annotated as N-terminal acetyltransferase A complex auxiliary subunit NAA15. The transcript has 26 exons. The record is from RefSeq and is a predicted model, not a curated record. Gene Ontology annotation, molecular function: protein binding; protein-N-terminal amino-acid acetyltransferase activity. Gene Ontology annotation, cellular component: cytoplasm. The coding region runs from base 174 to 2882 and encodes 902 amino acids. NCBI's taxonomy places the organism in Eukaryota, Viridiplantae, Streptophyta, Magnoliopsida, Sapindales, Anacardiaceae. Gene Ontology annotation, biological process: N-terminal peptidyl-methionine acetylation.